UCACGAAAGGGUACGAAAAGUCCCGUUCUACGCUCCGUUUUAAUCUAGCUGUCAGCGACCGAUUGACAGCCACUGGCAGCGGUUAAGACAGCAAGAAAGAUACGGCGUAUUGGCAUAUAGAAGGGAAGUAGGGGAGCUGUCUUCCCCUGUGACGAAACGAUUCAGUGCCGUAUAUCUUUUCAGAACUGUCUGCUCGCGCGCGAGUAGCCGUAAAUUAUCAAAUCACCGAUAUUUAACGGCUUUCGACGGAAUUUACGUUCGAUGAUUCGAUCUUGACAGAUUACUCUCGACGAGGUGUGACUUACUUUCAAUAAAUUUAUAUCUCGGAGGUUUUUUGCAAAGGUGAGCCUUGCACAGCAAGAUGAGUUCGCCUAAAACCAGUAAAGAAAUUGCGAACAAGAAAUCCUCUACAGAUACUUCGAAGGAUGUAAAGCCUUUAGUGGAAAAGGUUUUUGGGGAUAUAAGCAAGUCUUCCGCGACCAAACAGAUUCUCAUUGGCAGUGCGUCCGGAUGGAUAACUGGAUUCGUCACUAUGAAAGUAGGGAAGGUAGCAGCCUGCGCGGUUGGCGGUGGAAUUAUCAUAUUGCAAAUUGCCACUGAUCAGGGUUAUAUAAAGAUUAAUUGGGACAAGAUCAAGAACAAAGCUGAAAAAAUAACAGACAAAGUUGAGGAAAAGAUUACCGGUGAAAAAGCAGAUAUGAUGGAUAAGGUCGAGAGAUACAUCGACAAAAAGCUAGACAAAACUCAACGAUUGCUGAAACAAGGAGAACAACGGACGCGACGUUGGUAUCACAAGUUGAUCGGUAUCGGGGAAGACGACAGUUUUCAGCUGCAAGAACUUCACUUCUUUCUAGUCUCGUUCGCGGCGGGUGUUGCGCUUGGCAUUGCCACUGCCAAGUAAUAGCACGUAAUAAGAGUCCGCACUUUGAAUACAAUAACGACUGUACCAUUAUUGUCAAUCAUAAUAAAAAUGUCGUCUGUGAGUACAACAAUAUCAUGGACGAAGCAACGUUAAUAAAGAAAUGAGUGGCACAAACUACGCUUAAAUAUGUUAGAAAAGUAGUUGUACUCUUAAUGAUCUUUAUCUGAAAAAGAAAAUUCAGUGUAUCGUUGAUUUUAUUAUUACUACUCGCGAUUUAGAUGAACAAAAAAAAAA
This is a messenger RNA of Pseudomyrmex gracilis, 1156 nucleotides long. RefSeq names its product FUN14 domain-containing protein 2. The record is from RefSeq and is a predicted model, not a curated record. NCBI's taxonomy places the organism in Eukaryota, Metazoa, Arthropoda, Insecta, Hymenoptera, Formicidae. The transcript is spliced from 4 exons. Gene Ontology annotation, cellular component: mitochondrial outer membrane. Gene Ontology annotation, biological process: autophagy of mitochondrion. The coding region runs from base 362 to 901 and encodes 179 amino acids.